Fusarium tjaetaba is the source of this 3696-nucleotide messenger RNA. RefSeq names its product OPT family small oligopeptide transporter. Gene Ontology annotation, molecular function: oligopeptide transmembrane transporter activity. The transcript is spliced from 8 exons. The record is from RefSeq and is a predicted model, not a curated record. Lineage: Eukaryota; Fungi; Ascomycota; Sordariomycetes; Hypocreales; Nectriaceae. Bases 1 to 3696 code for a protein of 1231 amino acids. Gene Ontology annotation, biological process: transmembrane transport.
AUGCCUUCACGGCCGGUGCGGCGUAAUCGCCCGCAGAGGCUGUCGAGGCCUUAUGCCAUGACGCAUGCGGGCGUGAGAUUGAUUGCUUGGAUUACCAGCCUCGCUGCAAUUCUGAUGCUCGCAUUUGUUGGCAAAGAGUGGCCUUCGAAGAGUCAGGUUAUCAUCGCUGGUGCUGUCGGUUGUGCAAUUGCAAUGCUCAACGAUAGCUGGGAGGUUCUAGCAGUGACAGAUGCUUCAUUCACAGUCCCCAGAUUAGCUACCUCUAGAAGAGUCCUGCACGACUUGUUCUCCCUAGCUCUUUGUGUUGGCGGAAUCAUUAUGAUGUGGGUAUCAAACAUCAACAUCACCGACGACAAGAACGCCGAGCAGAAGCGUCAAGAGCAAUGGCUCAUGGCUGCCCUGUGGGCUUUGAUCGCCGUGGUUGGCUGGAGAUUAAUCUUUGCUGUCUGGGGUUUUUUGAUGGCAGACGAGGAACGCGACAUUUAUGCAUUCAACGGCGCUUGGUGUUUGGGCUUUGGCACGAUAGACAUGCCGAUUUGUUUACCACGACUGAAUUUCUUUAUGGCGAGAGGGUUUUCGACGACAUUAUGGGCCCGAAUGACCACCGGAGUUGAUCGUGGCAUCGAUCGGCCCGGUAACGACUGUCUAUGCCGUCAUACCUUGAACCUUUGGACCACCUAUUCUACGGCUGAUCCUUCUGGACCUUCCUAUGCGACAUCGAGGAGUUUGCAAGCGCCCAUGCACGAACUCCGACAUCUCUUCGAUAUUGCGCGGAAACUGCACGGACGACUGUCAAGCCAGACCAUACCGAAAUGCUGGACGGCAUCGACACGAGCAUUGGUAUCAGAUGGACUUUACCUUCGGCCGAAAGCGGGGGUUCACCAUUGUUACUGUAUGAAUACCAGCGCCGAAGCUAUGAGAGAUGGGCCAGGUCAUAUUGCUCUCGACAGUCACCGAAUAACGACGAUUGAAUCUGUUGUUGAACUUUCUGAGCAAUUGAUGAGACCAACGAAGAGGGCUACGACAUCUGUUGUUGAAACUACAGAGGGCUGUGGCGCAUAUGAGCUACUCAGCAAGCCCUCUGAGGUUUAUCUUGAGGUGUUACCCAUCGGCUGUUCGAUUCGACAAGAUCUAGGUUUAAAGAUCCUUUGGAUUGCGGAGACGCAGUUCUACACAAUACAUGUGAUGGCUCCCCUAGAGCAGCCAAAGGCAAUCACUCCAGGUGGCGAUAUUACUCUUGUGGAAAUCACAGCUCGAAUCAACGACGAGCCGAAGCAAAGCGGCGGUAGCAGCCAAGAGAGCAAGGAGCAACAAGAACCAAGAGAACCUCUCAAGGACACCCUAAGAAGGCUUGUGGAGGAGCACGAACAUGACCAGAAUUUCCCCGACGACCUUCUCAACCGGGCGCGCAAAUACCUCGAGAACAAAAAUGACGAGCAGCAAGAUGCUGAGCGAGGCCAGAGCAUCUCUAGAGAGUUCGAGGCUCAGAAGGAAUUGAUGCUAAAUAGCUCCAUCUAUCCUGAAGUCCGAGCUGUUGUGGAUGAUACGGACGACCCGACCUUGCUAGUCGGCACAUUCAGGGUAUUCCUUUUGGGAACAAUAUUUGCAAUCAUUGGCACUGGGGUCGAACAGUUCUUUUCACUCCGAAUGCCUCCUAUUGGACUUUCGACAUUCAUUGUACAGAUCUUAGCAUUACCUGUGGGGAAGCUGUUGGCGAGAUGGCUGCCGACAAGGAAGUUCCGGAUAUUUUCGUGGGAGUUCACACUCAAUCCUGGACCUUUCAACCAAAAGGAGCAGAUUCUCAUUGCAAUGAUGGCAAAUGUAACGUUUGGCGGUUCUGCCGUUGGAGCCUUCAUCGUGAGCAUCAUUCAAGUCCUGAAACUUGAUAUCUUUUACGGGGAGAAGAAUCUCUCGAAUAGUAUUCCUUGGCAGAUCCUCACGCUCAUAUCGACCCAGUUCAUUGGGUAUGGAUGUGCAGGUCUGGUUCGAAGGUUCCUGGUUUACCCGCCCUCGAUGAUCUGGCCAAAAGCAUUGGCAAAUAUUGCACUUGCCAAGGCGUUGAACAAGGACAAUGGACAUUCAGAAGAUACAGUGCACGGAUGGAAGAUGUCGCGAUACAAUUUCUUCUUGGUCUGCUUUACUUCCAUGUUCUUCUACUUCUGGAUUCCAAAUUACCUUUUCAAAGCUCUUUACUUGUUCAAUUGGCCGACCUGGAUAUCACCAGGAAACGUCACACUCGCCCUCAUAGCUGGAUCAACCUGCGGUUUGGGCUUCAACCCCUUACCAACACUGGACUGGAACGUCGCCACGUAUCUCGGCGACCCUAUAGUAACACCUUUCUUCACACUUAUGAACUUUGCAAGCGGCAUGGCAAUAUGGGGCUUCAUAGUCGCGCCAUUGGUAUACUUCAAGAAUGUCUGGAACACGGGCUACUUCCCUAUCAACAACAACUUCAUCUACGACAACCAUGGCUUGCGGUACAACCUCUCGCGCGUAUUGCUGCCCGACCUUACGCUUAAUCAGACCGCGUACCACGAGUACAGUGUCCCCCUCAUGACAUCCACUCAGGUGAUCAAGUAUGCGGCUGCCUUUAUGAUAUAUGUUGCUACACCCGUGCACAUGUACCUCUGGCACCGUAAGGAUAUCAUGUCUAGGCUACGAGCUUGUUGGGCACGGAAGUCGCGAGACGAGGAGUUCAAUGAUGUGCACAACCGUCUUAUGUCUGCGUAUCCAGAGUGUCCUCACUGGUGGUACGCUGUCAUUCUCGUUGCGUCUUUCAUCAUCGCCUGUGUCUCGGUGAGUCUGUGGCCAACUGGCAUGCCAAUAUGGGGCAUCGUCCUAGCUGUCCUCUUCACCGUCGUGUUGCAAAUUCCAAUUGGGAUGCUCUUGGCUGUUACGAACAUGGAGAUUUCAACGCGUAUCCUCUCCCAGCUUGUUUCUGGCUAUAUGUUUGAGGGCCAACCAAUUCCGAACAUGAUUUUCCAGAUGUUCAGUUUCAUGUCGACACAUCAGUCGCUCAACUUUGCCAGCGAUCUCAAGCUCGCGCACUAUGCCAAGAUCCCACCGAGGUGGGCGUUCGCUGCACAGGUUUAUGCGACGCUUCUGGCAGGUUUUGUUGGGUUGGGCAAAGACCGCUUCACGUGUCCCCAUACGCACACAUUCUUCAUGUCCUCAGUGAUAUGGGGCGUCGUCGGACCACGUCGAUUAUUCGGCACCCAAGGCCCCUACCGAGCCGUCACAUACACCAUCCCCAUCGGUGUCAUAGUCCCCGUAGCCGUGUAUUUCAUGUCCAAGCGGUGGCCCAACACCUUCUGGCGCAACGUCAACGCGCCAAUCCUAUUCAUAGGACCGAUGGCGUGGGCACCGUUCAACUGGAGCUACAUGCAGGGCUCGAUAGUUCUGGCGUUUGUGUUCAACAAGGUGAUCAAGAGGCGGUACGCGGCGUGGUGGGAGAAGUACGCGUACGUGCUGACGAGUUCUAUGAGCGCAGCUAUUGGUAUAUCUGGCGCAGUGAUGUACUUUGCGGUGCAGCAUCCGGGGAUUGCGCUGGAUUGGUGGGGGAACAGGGUUCAGAGUGAGGGUGUUGAUCAAGGGGGCUUUGUGGCCAGUGGAAAGGUUGUUGGCUGUUCGGUGUUGAAGAUGCCUGAGAAGGGUUACUUUGAUAUCGGGGUAGACUGGAAGGUAUAUCUAGCAUAG